AAUUCCUAAUCGGAGAGCGCGAGAAACUUCUAUGGUAUGUAUGAUUCUGAAUUCUUCGAUUUCAUAUCAUUCUUGUUCUAGCUUGAUCAUUGAUCAUUGAUCGUUCUUUUGUAUCUGUUAUGAGCUUGAAGAAUCGCCGUCAUUCAUCGUCAAUGGACAUAUAUGAAUAGUAGUGAUUUCAAACAAAGAGAAGUGAUCAGAAGUACAAGAACUUUUAGUGACACGAGAAUUUAAGUCAACUCAAGAAUGGACAUAAAUGAAUUGCAUCCCUAUACAAGAUGGAGCAGGUCAUCCAAGAUGAGUUUUCUAGUCAUCUCAAUUUUCUAGUUUAUUCAGUCAUUCUCAAUCAUGGACAGCUGUGACAGCCAAAAAGUGUUCUCAAAUGGUGACAUCUAUGUUGGGAACUUCAAGGGAUUUCUUCCUCAUGGUAAGGGUAAAUAUAUCUGGUCGGAUGGGACUGCUUAUGAAGGUAGCUGGGAAGGAGGUAAAAUUACUGGCAAUGGAAAGAUGAUUUGGCUUUCGGGUGCAACUUUUGAAGGGGAGUUUUCUGGAGGUUACCUUCAUGGUUAUGGGACUUUUACUAGUGCUGAUGGAUCUGUAUAUAGAGGAGCAUGGAGGCUGAGUCUCCAGCAUGGUAUUGGCAGGAAGCAAUACAGUAACUCAGACAUCUACGAUGGUUCCUGGAAAGAGGGGUUGCCUGAAGGCAGAGGGGGCUAUGUCUGGAAAACUGGCACUAGAUAUAUAGGGAACUGGAAGUCUGGGAAGAUGUGUGGUAGAGGGGUUAUGCAAUGGGAGAAUGGAGAUUUAUUUGAUGGCUCUUGGUUGAAUGGUCUUAGACAUGGCUCGGGUUGUUAUAGAUUUGCAGAUGGAAGUUACUAUUUUGGGACAUGGACUAAGAACCUAAAGGAUGGACGGGGAACAUACUAUCCUGCUAGAAACAAGCACAUAUCUACAGUGAAGUGGUCUAGCUUUUCUGCUCGUAAAUACAUUAGUAAACGCUUUCUAUCUCAUAGUUCAUCCAUGAGCUCCGUGGAGAGUCUCAUUUCAUCUCCAAGGGUCAAGCGUAGUAUUUCUGAGAAGUUGACUGUUAACGGCUCCAGAAGUAACUUAGAUCAAAUAUGUAAUGGGGCGUCGAUUAUGAAUGGAGAUUGGAGUGUUGGUGAUUCUGGUGGAGGAUUCUCAUCACUUCACUCUAACUUCAUUUUGUCACAAAGCGCUUAUGAGGGUCAAACUGAGGUUAAUGGGACAAUUGUGUAUGAAAGAGAAUACAUGCAAGGGGUUUUGAUUAAAGAAAGGGCAACUAAAUGUGAAAGGAGACCACACAAAAGUAUAAAAGUUAAUAAGUUUCAGACUGAAGAAACAAGAAAGAAGUCGGGUGCUAAUGAUGCUAAAAAAAGCAAGAGUUACAAUUUGAUGCUAAAUCUGCAACUCGGUAUCAGGUACACUGUGGGCAAGAUUACACCAGUGCCCAUGCGAAAAGUAAGGGAUUCCGAUUUUGGAGCUCAGGCUAGAAUAAGAAUGCAUUUUCCUAGAAAGGGUUCUCAGCUUACACCUCCACACUAUUCAGUUGACUUUUACUGGAAGGACUACUGCCCUAUGGUUUUCAGGAUGUUGAGGGAGAUGUUUAAGCUAGAUGCUGCAGAGUACAUGAUGUCUAUCUGUGGCGACGAUGGUUUGAGGGAGCUUUCUUCUCCAGGAAAAAGUGGCAGCUUCUUUUAUCUUUCAAAGGAUGACAGAUUUGUAAUCAAAACUCUGCGAAGAUAUGAAGUGAAGACUCUACUGAAAAUGCUACCCAGCUAUUAUAAGCAUAUUCAAGAAAAUGAGAACACUCUCAUUACGAAAUUUUUUGGACUCCACAGAAUUACAUGGGGAGGAGGAAAGAAGGUGCGUUUUGUUGUCAUGGGGAACAUGUUCCUCACUGAGUUGCGAAUACAUCGUCGUUUUGAUCUGAAAGGCUCAAGACAAGGAAGAUUGACCAGCCCAGAUAAGAUUAGUGAAAACCCCACAUUGAAAGAUCUUGAUUUGUCAUAUGAGUUUGAAAUGGAUAAGUUACUCCGAGGGGCACUUUUUGACCAAAUCCAUCUGGAUUGCAAGUUCUUGGAAUCCCAAGAUAUAAUUGAUUAUAGUCUUCUAUUGGGGUUGCAUUUCAGAGCUCCUGACCAUCUAACGGCCCUAUUAGAGCCUCCAGAUGAAAUACACAAGCAUGAGAACUUACCUCAAAAUGAUGGUUUUACAUCAUCUGGGGAACUCUUGAUUCCUCCCAACGGUCUAAUGCUAGUAACCCAUGAACCAAGCUCUGUCAGCACUGCACCCGGUCCUCAUAUUCGUGGAAAUACUUUGAGAGCUUACUCUGUAGGGGACAAGGAGGUUGAUCUCCUCCUCCCCGGAACCGGAAGGUUGCGUGUGCAAUUAGGGGUGAAUAUGCCAGCCAAGGCCAGGAGACUUUUAAAAGACGAGUCAAACGAGUCAGAUUCAGAAGUCGAACUAUUCGAGGUAUAUGAUGUAGUUCUCUAUCUUGGAAUAAUCGACAUAUUACAGGAAUACAAUAUGAAAAAGAAAGUCGAGCAUGCUUGCAAAUCCAUGCGAUACGAUCCCAUGUCGAUAUCUGCAGUGGAAACUAAGGUGUAUUCAAAACGCUUCAUCGAUUUUCUCGAAAGAGUUUUUCCAAUCAGCAGCCAAUAAGGUGACACUUUGUAAUGGUUUUGUCCAUUAUUUCUCCCCUUAAUUUGGUCCUUUUGCAAGUGUGUGAGCAAAUGGUGUAGAUAGCUUUAAUUUGUUAAGAGUAUGUAAUAUAAAAUGUAAUCAUUAUCAUCAUUUCUCAAUGGACAUAAGAUAGGAAUAAUGUCAAUUAAAAAUAA
This is a messenger RNA of Impatiens glandulifera, 2858 nucleotides long. RefSeq names its product phosphatidylinositol 4-phosphate 5-kinase 8-like. NCBI's taxonomy places the organism in Eukaryota, Viridiplantae, Streptophyta, Magnoliopsida, Ericales, Balsaminaceae. Gene Ontology annotation, biological process: phosphatidylinositol metabolic process. Gene Ontology annotation, molecular function: ATP binding; 1-phosphatidylinositol-4-phosphate 5-kinase activity. The transcript has 11 exons. The coding region runs from base 349 to 2682 and encodes 777 amino acids. The record is from RefSeq and is a predicted model, not a curated record.